Molecule: messenger RNA, 4199 nt
Organism: Scylla paramamosain (green mud crab)
Lineage: Eukaryota; Metazoa; Arthropoda; Malacostraca; Decapoda; Portunidae
Exons: 3
Coding region: 596-2095 (499 amino acids)
Cellular component (GO): cytoplasm
Molecular function (GO): glycosyltransferase activity
Source: RefSeq, a predicted model, not a curated record
AUUUAGUGUAGUUUAUGAUAAAACAUUAUUCCUGUCACUGUCUCCCCUUCAACCACUUCUCCCUGCCUGAUCUCGCUACCCGCUCUCUCCAACAGGUGCCUCGCUAACAUUUUACGUGACAGAUCCUAACUUGACCAAACUCAGCCAACCAAAACUAACAGAACUGAAAGGUGCCUGCGUCUUAAAAAUAUCCAAGAUUGCCUCAUUGAUAUUCCUGCAUUGAUGAUGGGUCAUGGUCCAGUGAUUCUGCUUAUUCAUGAUGUGUCAUGCUGGUGCAGAAAAAUGUCAGAUGAAACAGCAAAGGCCAGAUCUCUUACAGCGGAUUAAUGUCACAAGUCAUGUGAGAUAUUUUUUUAAAGCAUGACACGCCCUCUGCUCUGCACUCCCCUCUACUGGCUGAGAGAUGCACAACAGGAGCACACAUGAACACCCCUUCCACCUAUUCUUGAUGACUCAACUCCAGGAGAAGGCACAUGCUUCACACCAGUGCUUCCAGACAAUGAUAUGAAGUGGGUUAACUCCAUGGAAUAUAUAACCAGGCACAAGACGAGCAUAUGCUGGCUUUAUAACUGCUGAUGCUGUGAUAACCAACAAAAUGAGGCUUCUAUUUCAUGGCAUGGUGUUGGUGGUUCUGAUCUCUAUCUCCUCUCUGAUCCUGUACUCUCUGCUGCUUUGGGUUGUUGCUCCCACCACCCCAGGACCAAACAGACUCACCACAGCCAGACUAAGGAAGAAUGAUGAAUAUAUAACAUUAGUCGGGUCGGAUGUUGAGUCUCACUUCUACACGCUGGAGGUUCGUAACUGUUCCCUCCAGACGACAGAGAUUAACAUAACUUGGAACAAUGCAAUCUGGCAGAAAGUUAAUGGAAAGAGAGUUUAUCUGUACCGCUCAUACUACGACAUCAGAUACAUCUUUGGAGGCACCACCUACCACUAUGUCAGGAUCCUUGGUAUGUCUCAGGGCAAGAUUAAGGAGGAGGACCACUACUACUGCCACCUGUGGUACCCCAGAGAGCAGGACCCAGUGGCUGUGAGGGCAGAUGUGUCAGAAGUUUGGCAACCCAUGUGGGACAGCAAACCUAAGCCUGACAUAUACCACACAUAUUUAUUCUCAUGUCCUGUCCCCUUACGAGUGCAUGACCAUCGUCCAUAUCCUGAGUUUGUGUCCCUGUCUUACCGUGCCUGUGAGAACAUGACCACACAGUUGAAGAUUCAUCACGACGGAAUAAAAGCUUGGCAGAGGAAUGAGAGGAAGGGGAAGUACAUUGUGUGUGUCAAGGGAAUGAAUUUUGAAGAGGAUGUGUCAGUGAAGCUCAUUGAAUGGCUGGAGAUGAUUUUUAUCCUAGGUGCUGAUAAGAUUCUCAUGUACAAGUACACUGUGCAUCCUAAUGUGGCAAAAGUGUUGGAUUACUACCACAGCAAAGGGAAGGUGAUGGCUGUGCCUCUAACUCUGCCAGGAGACCAACCCAAUGAACCCAAGCAACGAACACGCUACCUCAAAAAGGCACUGUGGCAGAAACGGCGAAACGAACUCAUCCCGUACAAUGACUGUCUCUACCGCAACAUAUAUCUGUAUGACUACAUUGUGCCUCUGGACGUGGACGAGGUCAUCAUCCCAGUCGGUGGCCACACUUGGUCACAAAUGUUCACAAAAUUACAAAGGAAGCAGCCAAAGUCCCUUGAGAAAUAUGCAUCAUUUUCAGCCCAAAAUGCUUACUUCUUUGAUGUCUUCAAUGCCACGUCUGACCCAGAGAUUCCCUCCUACUUCCACAUGCUGCGGCACACAACUCGCAGCGCUAACUUCAGCAUCCAUGGUCAUUCUGUCAAGAGCUUCAUAUCCACCAAGAAUUCCCUGACAGUUUUCAACCACUACACACUUGAAUCCCUCUACCCAAGACUGAAGCGUAACUUGGUAAUGAACACUUCCUUAGCUCAGAUCAACCACUACAAGAAGCGCUGUCCCCGGGAGAUGUACAGCCAGUGCAAGAGCAAGUUUUUGGUGUACACAAAGAAGGACAUGAUCAUAAAGAAAUACGGAGAUAAACUCAUACCCAGAGUGGAGUCAGUAAUCAGUGACCUCAGUUUGUUAGUUUAAUGUUUGUUGUUUUUUAGUUGUUAUUUUGUAUGGCAUGGUUAGGGUAAUGUUAAAGAGAAUGCUUCAGCAAGUUACUGUGAUUGUUGAUUUAUAGGUUGACUUAUGAGACCUUCAUCAUGUGUGUAAUAUAAUUCAUGGCAGUGAAGACGCCUGGUGCCCCUUCAUGCAGGAUGUAAACAAACACUGCAACAUAUCCACAGGGACUGCCAGAUGUAGGGUUGAUGGCUUCUUGCAGCUUCCCUUAUUUUCUUAUGUUCUUUAUCUUCAUUACGAUUACACAGCAAUUCAGUCAACGGUGAUAUUAGUGGUAAUGUUGGUUAAUGAUGCAAUAGCAUCCUGUAAUGUUCUUUGUAAAGUUAUGAAGACUCUUAUGCAUUGUGAAGUCUAUGGAAGUAUCUGUCAUUGCAUCAGUGAGUGUUGAUCUUUGGCAGUUGUUGGAUUUCUGACAUUUUGUUUUCUGAGGACUUCCCCCAAAGAGGUGGCCAGUACUGAAACUUCCAUCCAAACUCCUUUAACAAAUAUAUGUCCUCAUAUAAAUUUAUCUCAUCUGCCCUUUCUGUCUGUCUAACAUUCAUCAUCAAAUCCUUUAUUUUUUUAAGUGCUUUCAUAAAUCAUCUUGGAUUAUUCAUUUUCCAUUUAAAAUCAGUAAUCUUGACAUUACUGGCACCAGUAUGCUCUUGCAUCUCAUUAUUGUCAUGUUAUGGGGAGUUAACCUUUGCUGUCUGAACACUUUGGCUGCCUUCCAAUCAUAGCCAUGUCCUCACAGUGCCAUUAUAAUAGGUCAAAAUACAGCACUAUUUCCAAGUCCUCCCUUAAUAUUUCAUUAUACUUGUGUUUCCUCUCUCAUUGCAUGCCAGUUCCUACAGCUUGUCUACCUGUACUAACCCCUUCCUCUCAGACUUUCUUCAUGUUCCCUCAAUACUGUCUUAACAUGAAGGAUUUUCAGCAUUUAACCAGCUCUUCAGAACAUGACUGCUGUGUUCUCUGUACUCUUUAUCACCAGUAUUAGCUGCAGUAGUAAGAUUUGUUUCUAAUGUUUAAUAGUACACUCACCCACUUCCCCGCACAAUAACUUAUCUGUCGCCUCCUCACAGUUCCUAAUGCAUCUCACAAAUGCUGCAGUCAAAUCUUGUAUAGCUUGCUGAGUGCUGUCAUACAACUCUUGCUACAGUAUAAUGUUGUAAUAGAAAUUAAAUCCGGAUGCUGCUGUUCUUCCUCAUCAAAUAGCAAGUAGAUGGAUAUUUCAUGUAUGCAUACCACAGUAUUUUAAUUCUUUGCACUGUUUUGUACAAGUUGUUGCACUUUUUAAACGAGACAAACAAUCUUUCAAUCAAAAUUAAUCAAAAUAGGCCAUGCAGAAUCUUUCCAUCAAAAUGAAUCAAACUAAACCAAAUGCUUAUUUGAAAUAUAUUGAAUGAACAAAUAGUAUAGAUGUAUGAAAUCAAAGAGAGUCAAGCAAAGCACAUUUAGGACACAUUUUACCAUGACAGUUAUGCUAAAACCUUGUGUAAGCUAAGUGAAAAAUUAAGGUACAGUCUUGGGAAGUACCAGUGACAAGCAGUGCUCACUUCCACUGUGUCUUGCAUCUUUCUGCACCCACAAAUCCUCUGCUGCUUAGCGUCUCAAACAUCAGGAGUUUGUGAGCUGAUCAUAGUGUUUGAGAUUGAGAGGAAAGUGCAAAACAGUGGAGUUAGUUGGAAGGAGACAAGUAGGAAGACCAAAGACCUGGAGAUGGCAUGUGGACGAAGUGAGAAGGAUGGACAUUGGGGAUCAUCUGCAUCUGCUAAAAAUGGGUAAGACUUGUAAUCCAUCCAACCUCACAAGGGAAGAGAAGGAUGUUAAAAAAAAUGAUGAUGAUGAUGAGUGGAAAGGAGUGUAGCAGUUUGCUGGAAUUGUGGCCAUGACUGUCCCUGCCUGACUUUUAAUCUAAACAAACAGGAAUCCAAAACUUAAAAGAUAGCUCCAACACUGUAAUCAAGGACGAAGAGGGAAACUAUCUUCUGAAUUUUUCCAUUACUGUAGCGGCUAUGUAACCACUGUGAGUAAUGUAAUGCUCAUGUAAUAGAUACUCAAGAUGCAUAAUAAAAUUAUACAUUAUGCUCUA